CACUUUAUUUACUAUGUAUAGUUACUACGUACCUGCCUUGCAGGUUCGGCUAUAGUUGUGGGUGGUCCUUGCUAUUGUGUGUUUGAAUCAUUCAGUACUUUUCUUACUAACUAGUAUUUUCUGGAUGGAUAAGUGAAUGUAUAAACCUGGAGGAUGAAAUGAAUGUGGAUAAUGUACGGUGAGAGUAGUAUACUAUUUAUCCUUACUGGCCCUGUCCUAUCCUAUCAUAUUGUGUCCCUUCCCCCAUCCAUCCAUUCAUACACACACCCCAACUCCAUUGCUGAAGAAAGAAAAGAAACGCCCAACCAAAGGGAAAUUAGAAUUUAUCAAACGCCAAGGCUAGUCCCUGCCCUGCCCUGCACAGCCCAGUCCGCAAAUACAUGACAUAACAGAUUGUAAUGAACCGAUCACCCCUUCCC
Aspergillus welwitschiae is the source of this 419-nucleotide messenger RNA. RefSeq lists its product as uncharacterized. The coding region runs from base 163 to 384 and encodes 73 amino acids. The transcript has a single exon. NCBI's taxonomy places the organism in Eukaryota, Fungi, Ascomycota, Eurotiomycetes, Eurotiales, Aspergillaceae. The record is from RefSeq and is a predicted model, not a curated record.